AUGAUAUAAUAGAUUAAAAAUUAUUAUUACUUAAAAGAAUUUUUAAACUCUCCACUUUUAUCUCAUUAGGUUCUCCAUAUUGAUCUGAGUCGCAAUAGAAUUGGUACAAUUGGCGUAUUAAACUUAGGUUCUGCUUUAGCAAAUUGCAUUAAUCUUUCAAAUUUGAAACUUAACCUUGAUCAAAAUUUAAUUGAUGACGAAGGUGCAUCAGGUUUAGGUUCUACUUUAGCAAAGUGCUUUAAUCUCUCAAAUUUAACACUUAAUCUUAUUCGAAAUUAAAUUGGUGGCGAAGGUGCAUCAGGCUUAGGUUCUGCUUUAGCAAAAUGCAUUAAUCUUUCAAAUUUGACACUUGAUCUUAGUGAGAAUAAAAUUGGUGAAGAAGGUUUAUCAGGCUUAGGUUAUGCUUUGGUAAAGUGCAUUAAUCUCUCAAAUUUGAGACUUUACCUUGGGUAUAAUGAAAUUGGUGGCGAAGGUGCAUCAGGCUUAGGUUCUGCUUUAUCAAAUAGCAUUAAUCUUUCAAAUUUGAAACUUGAUCUUAGGUAUAAUAAAAUUGGUGACGAAGGUGCAUCAGGCUUAGGUUCUGCUUUAGCAAAUUGCAUUAAUCUUUCAAAUUUGGCACUUUAUCUUUAUGGCAAUAAAAUUGGUGACGAAGGUGCAUCAGGCUUAGGUUCUGGUUUAGCAAAUUGCAUUAAUCUUUCAAGAUUGAAUCUUAACCUUGAUCAAAAUUAAAUUAGUGACGAAGGUGCAUCAGGCUUAGGUUCUGCUUUAGCAAAUUGCAUUAAUCUCUCAAAUUUGACACUAUCCCUUUCUUAUCAUUAAAUUGGUGAGGAAGGUGCAUCAAGCUUAGGUUCUGCUUUAGCAAAUUGCAUUAAUCUUUCAAAUUUGACACUUGAUCUAACUGACAAUAAAUUUGAUGGCGAAGGUGCAUUAGGCUUAGGUUCUGCUUUAGCAAAUUGCAUUAAUCUCUAAAAUUUGACACUUUCAUUUUUUCGAAAUUAAAUUGGUGACGAAGGUGCAUCAGACUUAGGUUCUGCUUUAGCAAAGUGCUUUAAUCUCUCAAAUUUGACACUAUCCCUUACGUUCAAUGAAAUUGGUGGCUAAGGUGCAUCAGGCUUAGGUUCUGGUUUAGCAAAUUGCAUUAAUCUUUCAAGAUUGAAUCUUAUACUUUAUGGCAAUCAAAUUGGUAAAGAAGGUGCAUCAGGCUUAGGUUCUGCUUUAGCAAAGUGUAUGAAUCUCUCAAAUUUGACACUUGAUCUUUGUGACAAUAAAAUUGGUGACGAAGGUGCAUUAGGCUUAGGCUCUACUUUAGUAAAUUACAUUAAUCUAUCAAAUUUGGCACUUUAUCUUAAGUUCAAUGAAAUUGGUGUCGAAGGUGCAUCAGGCUUAGGUUCUGGUUUAGCAAAUUGCAUUAAUCUUUCAAGAUUGAAUCUUAACCUUGAUGGAAAUUAAAUUGGUGACGAAGGUGCAUCAGGCUUAAGUUCUGCUUUAGCAAAGUGUAUGAAUCUCUAAAAUUUGACACUUGAUCUUUGGUAAAAACAGUUUAUUUAUUUUGGAUUGUGA
Messenger RNA from Tetrahymena thermophila SB210, 1560 nucleotides. Its product is annotated as kinase domain protein, putative. The transcript is spliced from 18 exons. Gene Ontology annotation, molecular function: GTPase activator activity; small GTPase binding. The record is from RefSeq and is a predicted model, not a curated record. Gene Ontology annotation, cellular component: cytosol; perinuclear region of cytoplasm; nucleus. Gene Ontology annotation, biological process: nucleocytoplasmic transport; activation of GTPase activity. Lineage: Eukaryota; Ciliophora; Oligohymenophorea; Hymenostomatida; Tetrahymenidae.